Molecule: messenger RNA, 1313 nt
Organism: Racocetra fulgida
Lineage: Eukaryota; Fungi; Glomeromycota; Glomeromycetes; Diversisporales; Gigasporaceae
Source: the annotation of a GenBank genome assembly
AGAAAUAUCCAACUGCCGACCUUCAAUUCGAAUCCGUUCGUUCCUCUUUUUGUAGUGACCCUUCUCUUUCGGACCAUGAACGCAUUCAUUUAAUCAAUCGUCUCGAAAAAUUCAAAACUCGUUGGAUGUCUUCCCGUAAACAUACUAGUAUCGAUGAAAAACGUCAAUGUAAUAUUUGUCAAAGUUGGACUUACUCCAUUCAUUAUUGUGAAUUUUGUCUUCAAGAUUAUUUAAAAGUCGAUUUCGGUAAUUGGACCUCAGGAAAUGAUGAAAUUGAUAUUAUUAUUCGAAAAAAUCAAAUGUGUGUUUCCUCUCCAGAAAGAAUUUUUAGAUGGUUACCUUAUGAUGAUUUCGAAAAGAUUACUCUUAAAACUAAAGGUGGUUAUGCUUCAAUAUAUUCUGCUAUCUGGAAAAAUGGUUUGGUUAAAUGGGAUCCCGAGAAACUUACUCUUGAAAGUGUGGGCCCUCGUUAUGUCGUCCUUAAAAAAUUGGAAAAUUCUAGUCAAAUGGAUGGAAGAUGGUUAGAAAAGUGUUAUGGAAUAACUCAGGAACCUGGAACUCUGGAUUAUAUUCUUGUCUUGAAUCAUUUGGAAUGUAACUUAUAUCAAUUUUUAACUGAACACAAUUAUUCUCUUACAUGGAAACAAAAAUUUGAUAUUGUCGGUGAUUUAGCUUAUAAAUUAGGAAAAAUACAUAAUGCUGAUUCAAUUCAUGGAAAUUUACACUUGGGUAAUAUUUUAUUAGCCAGGCAAAUAGGUUCUUUUUUUAUUAGCGAUCUAGGUUUCUGCGAACCAAUUGACCAACAUCCUGAUAAUAUUUACGGUAACCUUCCAUAUAUCGCUCCAGAAGUGUUACAUAGCAAACAAUAUUCAAAUCAAUCAGACAUUUAUAGUUUAGGAAUAAUUAUGUGGGUUAUCUCUUCUGGUGAAUUACCUUUCAUUGAUCGAAAUCAUGAUUCCAAACUUGCUCUCGAUCUAGUAAAUGGUUUAAGACCAAAUGUAUCGGGUGAAAUUCCAUAUGAAUAUGCAAAAUUAAUGAAACAAUGUUGGGAUACUGUGCCUGAAAAUCGUCCUGAUGCUUUGGAAAUUAAUAGAGAAAUAACUAAAUUGGUUAAAAAAUUUUAUGAAAACCCUUAUAUUGAAAUUUAUAAAAAUAUGGAAUCUCUACUUGCCGAAACUUCAAUAAUUUCUACUUGCUCUCAAGAAAAUGUUGAUUUAAAAACAAGUCCGCAUUCUAGUCAACUAUAUUGUUUCAAAGACUUACCACAACCAAAAAAUACUACUGAUGGUAUUUUUACUUCUAAUUUUAAAUAA